UUCAUUAAGUUCGUAGCCUCGGAAGCUCCGACCAAGACCAAGAUCCAGUAUUGUUUACAUGAUCAGCUGAGAGAAGAGAGUAGCAGCAUCUUCACCGCCUCUCUCUACGGCUGAUGCUUCUUUCCCAUUAUAAUUCAGCAAGAUGAAUAUAUUGCCAAAGAAAAGAUGGCACGUCCGCACCAAGGAGAACAUUGCUCGGGUGCGGCGAGAUGAAGCCCAGGCAGCUGAGGAGGAAAAGCAGCGAGAACUUCGUGCAAAAUUAGCGGAGCAGGAAGCUCGUACUGCUUUGCUGAGGACCCAGGCCCGACAGAAAUAUGGUGGAGAUGGAGGACUUGAUGCAACUGAACCCAAGGCACUAUCAACUCGCCCUGCCACCAACACCACCAAGGCACAAGUUGCUGAUAUUUACACUGCAGAAGGAAACAUCAACUUCUUCAAAGACUUGGAAGAGGGGAAGCAAACACAGGGGAAGAAUGAGGAAUAUGAGAAAGAGAAGAAGGAAGAGCAGGAGAAGUAUGAGAAGAAAAUUGGCUAUUUGACAUAUUUAGGCCAGGACUCCAAUGAGGCUCAAGGGAAGAAGGCCUGGUAUGAGGAAGCUGCAGGAAGGACAACAUACAGAGGUGAGGAGGAGGAGGGAGAGAUGAAAGAGGUGGGACUGAAGAGUAAAGACAAGCUGGACCCCAUCCAUGACAUCAUCAAAUAUGGAGGGAUAAAGCCAGUCAAGAAAGUCCCAGGAAUGCCAAAGCCAAAAGGAGCAAAUGAAGAUGUCCAGGCACUGCAAAAACAGAAACUAGAAAGUAAAAAACAAGAACAGCAAGAUAAAAAUGCUGUAGACAAAAAGAGGAAAUACAAGCAUAAGGAGAGUAAAAAGAAGAAGAAAAAGAAGUCAAAAAAGAGAAAAAGAAGUGAUGAUGAAGAUGAUGAUAAAGAGAAGGGAGACAGACACAGACAGAGAGACCACAAGAGGCGAAGGGAUGAUAGUAGUGAUGAAGACAACACCUCAAGGAAGAGGAGAAAAUCAAAUAGUCACAAAAGCAAAUCUAGAGAAAGAGAACGAAAAAGGAGAAGACAUCACAGCAGCACCACCACCACCUCAAGCACCAGUGCAUAUGAAAGUAGUGAAGAUGAAGAAGCCAUACAAGAAAAAAAAAGGAAACUGGACAUUUUACGAGCAGAGAGACUGAAGCGAGAAGCUGAAGAGAGGAAAAGAGCAAAUAGACUCCUAGCUGGAAAGAAGCCUGAUGAAAGUGAUGAACCUCCAAAACAGCCCACCAUUCAGCAGAAGUACAACAGCCAGUUCAACCCUCACAUUGCACGACAGAACCAGGAGCAGCAGCCAGCAUUGGAAGUGGGUGUGAAGUAUUGGCUUCAGUGACCCAUGAGUUUGUGGUUCAGUUUGUGAUGGGCACAUGUUCCAGGUAGUUGUUGCAAUAUCAUUUGUGUGCAUAAUAGAAGAUUUUGUUGCAUAUUUUAACACAUGUUUUUACUUAAUGGUGCUUUCUAUUUUUAUUUAUGAUCUUUCUAGCUUUGAAAAUAUUUCAUCAUACUUAGUAUCAGGUUGCUUACACAUUUCCAACUUUUAUAGUUGUAGUAUCAGAUAAGCAUUUGAUUAAAGCUUACACAUUAUGCAUUAAAAAGUCUGUAUGAGAAAAGUUGCCUCAAUAAAUGUAUUUUUAUGAUACAUACAGAAUCUUCAUUUAAGAUUUUAUUCCAUCUUGAACAUUAUGACAGCCAAAGUACAACAGUAGCAACAGAUGGAAUUUAUAUCACAGGGAGUAUAUGCUGAGAUUCAAUAGCCAACAAUCCACUGAAAAACUUUUUUAAUAAUUUCUGGAUAAAUACUCUCACUGCUUCCAUCAGAGGUAAAGAGGCUCACUAUCACAAUUGCAGCAGUAACAUGUUCCUUCCUUGUUUCUCGGUCCCUCAACUAUGUUCCAUGUGGUGCACAGCCUACACAAGCAGCGGCAAGCUCCACUGUGAAGCAAAGGAAGGAGAGAGUGCUGCCUGCAGCCAGCACAUAGAAGGCACUCUGCAUCUGAGAGACAAUGUGAGGGAGACUAUGUUGUAUUUGAGAAGAAAUGAGGAGUAUUUAAUCUGAUAUAUAUGAAAGAAUAUUUUGUAUGCUAGAGAAAAUCUAAAUAUAAUAAUAUGAUGACCAAAAAGAAAUAUCUCAUAGAAAAAAUGUGCCAUGUUAUGUACUAUUUUCAGACCAGUAAUGAUAAAGUACUGUAAAGAACUUCAUAAAUCACACAUCCUAAUAAUGUGCAACUUCAGGAUUUUUUUGACACGAAAGAAAUUAUCACCACACCUGCGUGAGGGAGAGAGAGAGAGGAUCACGCUGGCCUGUCUCUUGAUUGCAGGGGGAGCUGAAGUAGUUUGACUUGAUCUUGUCAAUGAGGCCAAAGGAGCGAAGUUGACGCAAACUAAAAUAGACCAAAAAUUUCAUUAACACCAUGAAAAAAUACAAGCAAGAUAAGAACAGAAAAGAAAGUGGAAAUGUUGCAUGAGUAAGGACAUAAUGAAGGACAAAAGAAUACAAAAUAGGCUUCUGAAUUGCCUUCCAAAGCCUUUAUUUAUCACAGUUACUCACGCCUGGUCAAUGUGGUGCUUGUAGACAGAGUUCUGUGGAUGGAUCAUGAGGUCAAGGUCAGUCUUCAUCAGGUUUCUGGAGGUAUAAAAGCGACACUUCUUCCCCCGAGCCUCAAAGUUGGCAGCCCGACCCACACCUGAUGAGUAAGUGUCUGGGGGCACCAUCAAACAGGUGAAUGAGCAGGAAAAGAAUGAAAAAUAUAUGAACAUGAUUGCAAACAAUGAAAAUAAUAAAAGGAUGAAUUCUGAUUGUCUGUACCUAUGAGGGCAUACUCCCCAGCCUCCACAUGGCGGAAGAAGUUCCACGUAUUGAGGAAGGAGUCUUGGUAAAAUUUGAAGUUGUCAGCAAUGGGACGGUAACUCUCAAAAUUCUGAAAAUAUUGUUGUUUCUCAUACCACACAGUAAAAUCCUGGGAAUAUAAAGCUUUUUAUACCACACUCCAGAAAUUGUGGGAAUAGUACAGCUUCUAACACCACACACUCUAAAAACUACAGAAAUAAAACCACACACUCAAACCACACACUCCAAAAACUAUGGGAAUAUUAGUUUCUCAUACCAAACACUAAAAACUACAGAAAUAUUACAGUUUCUCACACCACAAUUCUAAAA
Scylla paramamosain (green mud crab) is the source of this 3199-nucleotide messenger RNA. RefSeq names its product leukocyte receptor cluster member 1-like. NCBI's taxonomy places the organism in Eukaryota, Metazoa, Arthropoda, Malacostraca, Decapoda, Portunidae. The transcript is spliced from 3 exons. Bases 143 to 1375 code for a protein of 410 amino acids. The record is from RefSeq and is a predicted model, not a curated record.